GUAGACGUCACGGGGAAUAGGAUCGAGCAUUACAUUCAUCCGGAUGAUGUACAGAGAUUCAGUCAGUUUCUCUCGAUGGUGUAUUAUGAAGCAGAGCAGAGCAGCACGAAUUUACGUAUCAAGUCAACAUUGGCAAAACGAAUUACCAAGGAAUCAUUACGUUCUACAAUUGGCUUCAAGGCAAGUUGCAGUGAAGCUACUGCCUCAAGCACAUUUUUCAAAGCUGCAGAAUAAACGAGUUUAUUUGGACAUGGGUGCAUAA
Messenger RNA from Gongylonema pulchrum, 262 nucleotides. The record is from the annotation of a GenBank genome assembly. NCBI's taxonomy places the organism in Eukaryota, Metazoa, Nematoda, Chromadorea, Rhabditida, Gongylonematidae.